Penicillium brasilianum is the source of this 2874-nucleotide messenger RNA. NCBI's taxonomy places the organism in Eukaryota, Fungi, Ascomycota, Eurotiomycetes, Eurotiales, Aspergillaceae. The record is from the annotation of a GenBank genome assembly.
AUGGCGUCUCCCGACGACCUUGCUAUCGUUCUACCUCCUCCUUCCUACCCAACCGACACAUACAAGGACUACAAACCCUUCGAUGACUUUUAUGAGCGAACUGUUGAUGAGAUUUUGGAUGAGGAUGCAAACCUUGAAGGAUUACGAGACACCGAUUGGCCAUUCUACUCCGGCGGUGAUGGAGCUGGAGAGUCACCAGCUUAUUCUUUACGGAAGGGAGUUUCCAACGAAGGAAACACACUCUCCCCAACGCCCAGAGCGAUAAAGAAGAGCAAGGCCAAAGACCUGACAGCGAAGUCCAACAAACCGAAGAAGAAACGUCCCGCAGCCAAGAGAGAGAUUACGGUCAUUGACCUUUGUAGCGAUAAUGAAUAUCCCGCGCCAGAGAAUAUGGAAAUCGGCCGUGACAAGACGAAGGAGCAAGGUGACCCUAAGGAGAUGAAUGGUAUCGGCAACCUCCAAACAGAUACUGCCUUGGAGGAUGAUUCUGACGGCACAUUGGACUUUGUUGAUGCCAUGGAGAGCCAGGAGGACUCUGCCAAUGUGAAUAUCGUCAAUAAAAAAAGCGUCGAACCCGGCCCUGUCGAUGUGGAGGCCGUGGAAGCGAAUGUUGCUGCAGGUGAUGAGAUUGAUGUAUCCCGAACUACGACUACCAAGAGAGUGAGGCACAGGCACUCAAUGAAAGGCUCCAAAGAGGAAAAAAUCAUCUUCUCCUCCGUUUCAGAAUCUGUGAGAGGCGAAGUGCUGGAGUUUAUUGCGGAACAUCCCUUCAUGUCUCGAUUCGUGCAACCCGUGAGACGCUCCGCGAAGCGUCAGUUCAUCAAGGAAAUGUGCGAUCAAGCGGAAUCAAAGGGGUUGGAUCGUUCAGUGCUCUAUGACUUAAUCAAGUACGUGCGCAGGCUUUAUCUCGAUAGUGCCGGGGUCGACGCCGAACCCCUUGCGCCUGACUGCAACGACAUUCCCUUUGGACAGGAAAUUGACGACGAUUCUACGCCGAAUCCUCCAUCUCGAAAAAGUCACAAAAGAAGUCGCAAGGAAAGGUCUCCGGGGAUUAAGAACAAGAGCAGCAAGAGGCGUUUACUUGAUGUUCAAAAGCCCCCGCACCCAGUCUCUGUGCCGGAGGCCAUUGAAAUUGCCGAUGACUGUACCGGCCCAUUGUCUCCGGAGCUUCCAGAUGUCCUAAGCUGCACCAUAGAUGAAAAAGUCACAGUUAUUCAAAUCCAGAGCACCCCUGAUUCACCUAUUGGCCCUGCCGUUGCCGUCUCCGAUGGUGCCAAAGUCCAGAAUAAUGUUUUCGAUCCUCCUGUGAUUGAAAGCACACCUGAGCUACCAUCUCAGCCGCUUGAUCUUCAGAAUCAUGAAAUUUGUGAAGAUACUACGAUAGUUCAGGUCGAGAGCACUCCCGAGUUGCCCCUUGAGCCGGGGAGUGCCACUGUAUCCCACACCACAGAGACAAUUCAAACAGAGGACAAUGUCAAGUCAACUCUCACAAUCGAAGAGACGAUUCCUGCUCCUGAUAACGAGGAAGGGUCUGAAGAUGCUCAAAUGUUCAACAAAAUCGCAAGUGUGGGAGACUAUGCAAAUGAUGAGGCUAUGCCAGAGAGCCUGUAUGAGCCAAGGAUUUCACUCCAGACCGCGACAGACAAUAAGCCUACGUCAACGAGCUUGAAUUCAACAAUCGAUUCAGAGACGAACAAGAAUCUUCCCGCUCACCUUUCGAAGACCCAGAAAAGAAGAGCAAGAAGAAAACUCCUCAAGCAAGCUGUAGAGGAAGAGAAAGCUACCGAGACGAUGGAUGAUAUCCAGCCGGCUCUUAUGCUUCCAAAGAUAGUCGACUUCGGCGAUGACGAUGCAAACUCAGCAGCCCAAGACUCUGCCACCGCGAGAUCGGGAGUGGACGACGAGAGUGUUUCUUGCAACUCGGACAAAUCAAAUGGUCCACCCAAAGAUGCGACCGGUAUGAUCCAGAAGAACCUGUUCCUAGAUUUCCCCUCUGAACCGAUCAAUGAGGCGCCGAAAAAGCUGUCGAAGAACCAGCAAAGACAGGAGAGACGAAGGGCCAAGCGGGAGAAAAAAGAGAAAAGAAUCCAAGAGAGGAGGGAGAAAGAGUUGGAGGCGGAACAACAGUCCGCGACCUCCUGGCUCAAGCAUCACAACAAACAUGAUACCCAAGAUACCCCGAUGCAGACAUUGCAGGCGAAAAAAAUCCAAGUUCCCAAGGCUUUGCCAAAACGAAAAGUCAUAGAUCCCGAGCCCAGGAAAGAAAAGAAACGGAAGGAGCGCGAGCACAAACGCGAACAGAAGAGAGAGCGGAAGCGGAAGAGAGAAUCUUUGAAGCUCGAACUCGAAAGCGAAUUCAAUGACGAUGAUCAAUACCAAGAAGAUCUGCCUGCGGACAAGGACCUCGAGCUCGAUGGGCAAGAGCUUGACAGCCAACUCAAGAAAAAUGGGAAGCAAGAGCGGAAGCGUCAGCGACAGUCUUUGGCAUUACCUCACGACAAGGGCGAUAUUGAAGAUGAUCCAACUUCAGGCAUCCAGCCCUCGAAUGGCUCCAUUGAGUCUCACACAGCCGCCAAUAUUCGCGAUGAAAACGAGGUGUCUCCAGAUUACGACGAGCGAAAGUCCCGAGUUCAAGUCGCACAAGAAACCCCCCAACCAGAGGAUCUAGUUAUGGAGAAGUCGAAUUCAGUCUCGACCCCUCAACCAACGACUCCGGCAACCAAAGGGCGGGCAAUCAUGUUGACUCCUCAAUGUAAUAAUUCUACGGCUGCGCCGAUGCUGACGUCGACUCCGAUAUCUCAAUGCACGAGCGCUUCCCGAUCGAGAUAUGGGCCCUUGUCACCUGAUCCGACCGAGUGGGACACAGAUUUUUGA